AUGGCAGAAUACAUUACAGAGUUCUGCAACCUUAUUGCAGAGCUCAACUGGAACAAAGAAGCAUAUAUUGCGCAAUUCACAAGGGGCCUCCAUUGGGAGGUCAAAGAGCUCCUGUCUACCAAAGACAAUAUCCCUGAGGAGCUCAAGGCCAUAUUUGCAGCAGCCAUCAAAAUUGACAACACAUGCUGCAAGAACAAGGAGAACCACCCCAAGAAGGCAGCCAAGGCCCUGGUCACCACAACCACCUCCACUACCACUACCACUCAUUGGGUGCACCUCUCAGAGGACCCCAAUUACAUCACCCUGGAGGAAAGGGACCAUUGCCAUGCUGCUGGUCUAUGUGUAAAGUGCAGUCAGAAGGGCCAUGGGAUCAAACAGUGCCCCAACAGCUGGAAAGCCACAAUCAAGGAGGGUGCUAAGGUUGGGGAAGUUACAGAGUCAGAAAAAGAAUGA
Messenger RNA from Rhizoctonia solani, 453 nucleotides. Its product is annotated as Retrotransposon-derived protein PEG10. The transcript has a single exon. Gene Ontology annotation, molecular function: zinc ion binding; nucleic acid binding. The coding region runs from base 1 to 453 and encodes 150 amino acids. NCBI's taxonomy places the organism in Eukaryota, Fungi, Basidiomycota, Agaricomycetes, Cantharellales, Ceratobasidiaceae. The record is from RefSeq and is a predicted model, not a curated record.